Plodia interpunctella (Indianmeal moth) is the source of this 1691-nucleotide messenger RNA. RefSeq names its product Xeroderma pigmentosum group A-like (gene Xpac). Gene Ontology annotation, biological process: base-excision repair; nucleotide-excision repair, DNA damage recognition; UV-damage excision repair. NCBI's taxonomy places the organism in Eukaryota, Metazoa, Arthropoda, Insecta, Lepidoptera, Pyralidae. Gene Ontology annotation, cellular component: nucleotide-excision repair factor 1 complex. The transcript is spliced from 4 exons. Gene Ontology annotation, molecular function: damaged DNA binding. Bases 216 to 1004 code for a protein of 262 amino acids. The record is from RefSeq and is a predicted model, not a curated record.
CCAAGUUGAAUUGAAUUGAAACAAAACAAGGCUAACAAGGUCUUCCAUCCAAAGUUCCACUUCACAGUCUUGAGUUUCUGAUAUUAAUUUACUCUUUGAGUUUUUGUCUGUUGUGUGUGUGUGUGGUGGCUGCUUAUCAACUUAAACUUAUCUCCAUCCCUGAACUUAGAAACUAAAUAUAAUUUUAAUAAAACAAGUGUAAAAUACAGUAGAACAUGAUGGAAUCAGUAGUUGCGGAGACUGCGGGCGGGGUGGAGCUGACGGCCGCUCAGCGCGCGCGCAUGGAGCGUAACAGGCUACGGGCGCGAGCACUUCAUGACGCCAGACUUAUUAAACGACCUGAUAAGACACAAGGCAGUGUGGUGGAGAGAGUGAGUUCUGCAGCUCCCAUGGACUCUGGCGGCGGUUUCUUGCUGGAGCCAGAGGAGGUGACGGCCGCCCCGGCGCCAGCGCCGCGCGACGCCCCGCUCGUGCACAUCGCUGACCAGCCUCAGUGCAUGGACUGCGAGCGUCGUUUUCCGCAGUCCUUCCUUUUCGACACUUUCGAUUACGAAUUGUGCGACGAUUGCAGAGACGACGAGGGCUCCCACUCGUUGAUCACCCGCACGGAAGCCAAGACAGAAUUCCUGCUGAAGGAUUGCGACUUGGACUCACGGCCGCCGCCGCUGCGAUGCCUGCGGCGUCGCAACCCGCAUGCGCCGCGCGGCGACAUGCGGCUGUACCUGCGGCCGCAGGUGGAGGCGCGCGCGCUGCAGGUGUGGGGCUCGGAGCAGCGGCUGCAGCGCGAGCGGCAGGCGAGGGCGGAGGCGCGCGCGCGCGGCCGCGAGCUGCAGACCACGCGGCGCCUGCGCGCGCUGCGCAUGGACGUGCGCGGGUCUCUGUACGUGCGCGCUCGCGCCGCGCACGAGCACGCGUUCGGGCCGGAGAGCUACGACGCCGACGCCGACGAAUACAAGCGCACCUGCUCCACAUGCGGCUUCGUGCAGACUUACGAGAAGCUUUGAAAUAUUUUUAUCUCUAAUGAAUCAUAUAAUAUGAGAUCAUAGGAUUCGAUGUUUGAAGAAUAAGCCCCUCGGUGAUGCUUCUGGACACUUAGAAAAGAAUGGUCCAUGAAACUACGUGAUCAUUUUCAUAUCUUGGUUAUGGAAGCGUUAGGGAUGUCAGUAAACAAUUAAAUAUAUUGUGAAUGUGGGUUGUCUAAAAAUAACAGUAAUUAUGCAUGUUAAAUAAUAUUGUUUGAGUUUAAUUGGAAUCAUGAAAUGUGUAAAAUCAUGUGUAUUCUACAACUAAAGGCUAAACUGUAUUGUGUCAGCUUUCUACUAAACUGAUGAAACUUACAUAAGCCUAAAAUAAAAAAUAAGUUUUACACAAAUGCAUUAUUUUUAUUACAGUUUUUUUGUCAGUAAUCCACUUUAUAAACUGACAUAUCUCAUCUACAAACAUUUCUAUGACAAAGUAAAUCGGCUAUUUCAUAGUUUGAAUACUUAGUCAUAACUCAGCCCUGCUUGUCCCAUAUAGUCCUCAGCCUUGUAGUCAGUUUAUAAGGUAAAUUUCCUGAAUUAGGAUUUAAAUAAGUUGUUUAUAAUAGGUCUAAAUAAAAAAGAACAUAAUGUUAGAUAGCUUUUAAGUCUUCCGGCAGAUCAUUCUUCGGAUGUUUGUUUUCAAAAUGCUGUUUGUAAGUCUUUGGGUCU